AUGACGGACUCUGAGCAGCAAGAAUGGUCCGAUCGUGGACCCGCCAUACUAGCAUCGACCUACAUAUUCUGCACACUUGGUGUUUUUAUUCUUUGCUGGAGAAUCGCAUAUGCCAUUCGGUGCAAGCGAAAGCUUUUGGUGUCUGAUUUCCUCCUCAUCACUGCAUCGGGGCGUCACAUUGCAGAUCCGAGCAUCUCCAAGCCCGAGGAUAUUCUGGGCUAUAGCUACCACCUCUGGAUUGCCCAAAUCCUCAAUCUCAUCGGAGUAGCCGUCCUCAAGUUUGCCAUCUGCGCUUACCUAUUCGCUCUCCGGUUUUCCAAAGUCUACCUGAGCUUUGUAUCGGCGAGCGUUGUCAUGACAAUGACCUUCAAUCUGCUCUUCCCGCUCAUAUCCGUGUUUUGUUGCACGCCACUCGAGGCCAAUUGGAACAGGGGGUUUGAGGGGAAUUGCUUCUUCAGAUGGGAAGGUCCCGGGCUUUCGUACAUGCAAGCCGUGUCUAAUAUCAUCACGGACAUUGUGUAUGUUGCUUCGCCGAUUCUGUAUCUCUCUACAAUCCAGCUAUCUCAGCAAACAAGAUGGGAUCUCCGGGUGGUGUUUUGUCUGGGUCUGGUUGUAACAUUCUGCUCCGUUAUGAAGACUACCACGCUUCCCACUCUCCUGAAUACUAAAGAUCCGACGUGGGAGAGUACCGAUCUCGUCAUCUGGUCGAGUCUCGAGCUCUCAGUAGGCAUCUUGAUUGCUGCUCUUCCGCCUCUGCGCAAACAGUUCGAUGCCUUGUUCCGCAAGAUGCUGCCCUCCACUCUCGGCAGUAGGCGCAAAACGGGGAGUAGUGGUGAAAACGCGCUACCGCUCUAUGAUGUGGCUACGGAGCAUACGAUUGGAAGCAAACCGAUCCGCAUUCGAUCAAAAUCGGAAGAAGACGAUGACACGGAUAGCGAGCGCCGCAUCCUAAGUCCGCGUACGAGCAAAGGCGAGAUCACCAAGACGGUGACACACGAGGUGCGCAGCGAAGACAGAAAUAGCGUGCAGGUACCGGAACGAACGCAUAACAUGUAUGGCUGA
Molecule: messenger RNA, 1062 nt
Organism: Exserohilum turcica Et28A
Lineage: Eukaryota; Fungi; Ascomycota; Dothideomycetes; Pleosporales; Pleosporaceae
Exons: 4
Coding region: 1-1062 (353 amino acids)
Source: RefSeq, a predicted model, not a curated record